Messenger RNA from Fusarium falciforme, 1734 nucleotides. RefSeq lists its product as hypothetical. Bases 1 to 1734 code for a protein of 577 amino acids. Lineage: Eukaryota; Fungi; Ascomycota; Sordariomycetes; Hypocreales; Nectriaceae. The record is from RefSeq and is a predicted model, not a curated record. The transcript has a single exon.
AUGGCAAGCCGACUACUAGAUGAUUCGACUCUCCCCCUACAAGCCCGCGGCGAAGAUUCAUCCCCAAACAAACGUCGGGCUACUACCCCAAGCGUCACAUUCCCCGCUGGAAGCGAACCUGCUAUAUCGCCACUUGAACUACCCUCCCCGCUUGAACAGCCUCCACCCCCUGCCGAGCCGCAUACUAGACAGUUGCGAGUUGGCAAACAUUCGCCAAAGAGACUCAGAGAAACUCCAAGACGGGCUGCCACGGCUCGAACACCCAGAGAUGCACUCCAGAAGCGAAAGGAAAGGAGCUUGCAGCGAUCCCUCGGUCCUACCAGGACGCUAUCCCUUGACCCCUUAAAGUUCCACCCAACAGACAACCUGAAGGCCCCAGCAUCUGUGCCGCUAUCUACUGUUGACGGUAACGUCCGACGCCGUCUCACGAAGGAUCAGAAAAACGCAGUCGUUCCUGAGGAGCCUACGGAGCCUAACAGCCCGGAUGAUAUCAACCAGAAACUCCACGCUAUGCUAGCCGCCACUGAUGCCUUGAAGCCCUCGCCACCUCGACGGGCCAACAGUUCUGCUUCCAAGCUCACUCGAAUGGUCCCAGCAAAAGUCUUUGCCAAGGUUUCGAAUGCGUGGGACCGCCUACAUGCGAAAUCUUCACCCCAAGAAACAGGGACCCCGGGGAAAAAGUCACAUAGUGGACAAGACUACGACAAGUCGGACAGGCUGGAGAGUGGACUUACAUCAUCACCCAGCAACAUGUCUCCAAUUAGCACGAUCGAGAUCCGCUUGAAUGAAGGGGACAAUCUCAACAAGAGAAAGGUCCAGCGGAUUGUCGGUGGCCAGGUCUCUCGCAAGCCUGUUGCAGAUGACGGCAAAUCACUAAGGAGCGGAAAGUCCUUGGACGACCCAUUUUCUGAAGGUGGUGGCUGGCGGACUCCGACAAGCUUUGAAAGUCGGCUGAAGAAGGGUCCGGACAACGAUCAGAGUGUCAUCCCUCCUCUGCCGCAUAACCCCUUUGAGUCCGAGAAGGAAUUCGACGACAACAUUAAGGAUAGGAUCUUGAGCACUACACCAGUUGGAUCGUCGACACCUCGAAUUCGAGUUGAGCGAGUCUCGGCAUCAAGCUCCGAUCAAAGCCCUACGUUGCAAGCUCCAAAGCUCAUACAAAAGCAGACCAGUUUACGACCGGCUGGCACGUCACUGAGCCAUGGGCAAAGAGAGCUUGUAGGAACGUACCACUCAAAGCACGCUCGACCUGACUCUGGAAAGAGAACCCUAGUUGAAUCUGUGAACGAGGCUCGAAAGGGCUGGGAGAAGGCAAUGGGAGAAACGGAUGCUUUCGGGUCUAAGAGGGUGAAGAAACAUCCAUCUCCCAGCAAGGAAGCAUUGGAAAGUUUGGAGAUGGCCUUUCGAAAGUAUACGGACCUCAAGGUUUCUGGAGCCAGUAUCGAUGACCUGGACGAACUUGCGACUAGCUUCAUGUCUACGAGUCCUUCUAUGAAGCCUUACGAAAAGAAAAGGCGAAGUUGGAACCGUCUGUCGAUCUCCAACAUCGACGACGUGGCAGGACUACCACUUGGGAAGACACACCGCCGCAGAGGGUCUUCGCCGUCGAUGGUGCCGUUGACACGAGUUCAAUUGACAUCAGAGAAUCCACUCAAGUUGCACCGAGAUAUUCGACUGGCACCGCCUUAUCGCCCACCAGGCUUUUCCCCUCAUGACGUGGAUGAGUUGCAGUGA